AUGGCUACCACAAUCAAUUCAACAAUCAAGCUAGCCAGCGGCUACGAGAUUCCCCGUCUAGGAUUUGGAGUGAGUAUUUAUCGAGUGCCCCCAGAAGCGACAGAGCGAUGCUGUCUCGAAGCACUAAAGGCUGGCUAUCGCCAUAUUGACUCUGCCGCGGUUUACAAGAAUGAAGCUGGCUGUGGCAGCGCGAUUCGCGCAUCAUCCAUUCCGCGCGAUCAGAUAUUCUUUACUUCCAAGGUCAUCAAUAUUAGCUAUGAUGAAGCCAAGGCAACCGUCGAGGAGACCCUUCGUCUCACAAAGCUCGAGUACAUUGACCUGAUGCUGCUCCACAAGCCGAUGGGUGGCUCUGAGAAUCGCAAGGGUGCAUGGAAAGCGUUGGUCGAGGCUGUUGAAUCCGGCAAAGUGCGCUCGAUCGGCGUCAGCAACUACGGCGUGCACCAUCUAGACGAGCUCGAGCAACAUAUCCGCGAACUUGAAGCCGAACGCGGCGGCAAAGGAAAGGGAGGCGUCAUUAGCAUUAAUCAAGUCGAACUGCACCCGUGGCUCGCUCGGAAAGACAUCGUCGAUUGGAGUACUAGUCAUGGCGUUGCCCUCCAAGCUUACGCACCCAUUGUGCGUGGCGCCCGCUUUGAAGAACCAUCUGUCAAGAAGCUGGCGGACAAGUAUAACAAAACCCCGGCCCAAGUUCUUAUCCGUUGGAGUCUGGAUAAGGGGUUCAUUCCGUUGCCGAAGAGUGUGACGCCGUCGCGCAUCGUUGCCAAUGCCGACGUCUACGACUUCAAGUUUACUCCCGAGGAGGUUCAGGGACUGGAGACGGACGAAUAUAGCCCUUGUGCGUGGGACCCGACAGUGAGGAAGCUGGAGGAAUAG
Penicillium cataractarum is the source of this 873-nucleotide messenger RNA. Its product is annotated as aldo/keto reductase. NCBI's taxonomy places the organism in Eukaryota, Fungi, Ascomycota, Eurotiomycetes, Eurotiales, Aspergillaceae. Gene Ontology annotation, molecular function: oxidoreductase activity. The record is from RefSeq and is a predicted model, not a curated record. The transcript has 4 exons. The coding region runs from base 1 to 873 and encodes 290 amino acids.